Pneumocystis jirovecii RU7 is the source of this 1998-nucleotide messenger RNA. RefSeq lists its product as uncharacterized. The transcript is spliced from 2 exons. The coding region runs from base 1 to 1998 and encodes 665 amino acids. Gene Ontology annotation, molecular function: telomeric repeat DNA binding; Hsp90 protein binding. The record is from RefSeq and is a predicted model, not a curated record. Gene Ontology annotation, cellular component: cytosol. NCBI's taxonomy places the organism in Eukaryota, Fungi, Ascomycota, Pneumocystomycetes, Pneumocystales, Pneumocystaceae. Gene Ontology annotation, biological process: telomere maintenance via telomerase; protein stabilization.
AUGGGAGAAAAGGCUCUGAAAGACGACCUAAAGGAACACUCUGAAGCAGACACCGUCCUGGAUGUAUUGAAUGGUCAGCCGUCGCUGGAUGAGCUGCUGCGGGCUCUGGAGACCGUGGCCCACAUGCUGGACAGGGGGGACACCAAGGCCCACCAGAGCGCAAGGAUAACGGGUAUUCUCGUGGACUGCAUCUUGCCUGCCUACCUGCCGCUGGUUUUCUCCAAAGAAGCAUCCCCGGUCACCGAAAAACUCAAAAGGUCCCUCUGCACCUGCCUGGGCGGCAUUGCUGGUAUUAAGGCUGUUCUUAUGAGGAUCAAAAGCCUCUCCGAGGCACAGGGCACCGCAUUGUGCACUGCAAUGCGCUCCCCUGCAUUCUUCUGCCACAUCGGCGAGCUCCUCGCCAUCCUCGAGGAAAUCCUCUGCUCCGACGGGAACCUCAUACCAACGUGGCUGCGUUGCCACCCCACCGUUCCUGCACCGGCCGCUGCGGCUCUAGACACUCCGGUUGCACCGAGUGCACCGGUUGCAGACGCACCGGAGUCACCGGAGCCCUUACCGGAGCCCUUGGCCGUUGCUUCCCCGCCUUCCCUCGCUUGGAACGAGUAUGUCUCCCUUGUCGCCGGCGGUCGCCUCCUCGGCAUCGCCUCCCAGGGACUACACACGCUCUGCCGGCACACUGACCCCGCCGCUCGCCCUGUUUUCUGGGUCGCCGACGGCUCCGCCUACGCUCGCCACUUUGGACGCGAGAUGCUCGCGUCCCUCUCCCAUCCCUCCUUUCGCAGUGACAUGCUCCACGCCUUCUCCUCUCUCCUCAGCCGCUUCUUUUCCCUGGGUUACACCGCCCUCACACAGACUCUCCUUCUGCUCGCUGCCCGGCUGCCGCCGGGUCUCCUGCACGCCUUCACCCACUCUGCGCCGUACCUCGACGGGCUCACCAAUCGGCUUGGCGCUUCUUCAGAGCGUGCACGCUUCCUCGGCAUGGUCGUCGGCGAAGCCCUUACGAGGCGCCUGUUCCCGUGCAGCCCGCAGCAGUGGCUAACCUUUGACAUCCGCGCGCCUGAGGCCGACUGGUGGAGGAGCAUCGCGCUCUCCACGCCCGCCGAGGCGCCGCAGCCGCCCGACGCCAGCGCGUGCCCGCAGCCAGCGAGCACAAGCGUCUCGACGGACUCUGAGUCUGCGGACUCUGACGACGACCCAGCCCUUGUCUCUGAGAAGGUUGCAGCGCCUGUGUAUGUACCCCCGCGUGCUGGGCGCUGCUCACUGCCCAGAUAUGUACGUGAUCUCGUCGCGAUGCUCAGGGACGCGUCCUACCCGCGUUUGCGUGCGGCACUGCACGCGGCGCCGGCGCUGAUCCGCCGGAAGGCGGCCUUUGGCACCGAGCUUACGCACCAUGCGUUGGCGCUGGCGCGCCUGCUCGCGGCACUUAAUGACGAGUUUGGGCUCCGGGGGUUUGUCGAGCACAAGCUGGCAGCGCUGACAGCGUUGGUGGCCGCGUGCCCGGACCCCGUUGCCCCGUACCUGGUUGACGAGUACUUUACGGGCGACAUCUCUGUGCAGCAGCGAUCGAUGAUUCUCUCUGCGCUGGCGAUGGGCGCACACGAGAUUGCCGCGGGCGACGCGCAGGCGCCCUUUCCCUCGCGCAGCCUCCCGCCAACGCUCCAUGCGCACUAUCUCGCGCUCGACGCGCCGCGCACGCCGCGUAUACACGGUAUGUCACGCACACACAGCGCACGCACUGUGCACACAGCCGGCCAUAUGCCAUGCAUGCAUGUGUUGAGUGCGUUGUAUGCGCACUAUAUGCGUCAUGUAUGCGUCAUGUAUGCGUCAUAUAUGCGUUGUAUAUGCGCUGUGUAUGCAGUGUGCUGUAUGCGUUGUGUGCUAUACACACGAUAUAUGCUAUGCGCGCACUGUAUGCUACACGCGUUGUAUGUACGCGCUAUGUAUACUGCAUACAGUGUAUGUAUAGCAUAUAGUGCGUGCAACGCAUGCAACACGUAG